Molecule: messenger RNA, 1008 nt
Organism: Blastocystis hominis
Lineage: Eukaryota; Bigyra; Opalinata; Blastocystidae
Exons: 4
Coding region: 1-1008 (335 amino acids)
Biological process (GO): DNA repair; telomere maintenance
Molecular function (GO): DNA helicase activity
Source: RefSeq, a predicted model, not a curated record
AUGGAUUUAAACUACACACUUCGGAAGAUCCGCCAGAACGAAGGCGCCGUGGAUCGCUGGAAAACCUGCAGCGUUCUGAUCAUCGACGAGAUCUCCAUGCUGGACGGUCGUCUCUUCGACACAUUGGAGUACACAGCGCGCGUGCUUCGCUGCAACGAUCUGCCGUUCGGAGGCAUCCAAGUGGUUCUCUGCGGCGAUUUCUUCCAGCUCCCUCCGGUGGGACUGGGACGAAACGGCGUGAUCUUCUGCUUUGAGGCGCGGUGGUGGAACGCGGUUGUGGAGCACACAAUGAUCAUGCGGAAGGUGUUUCGGCAGAAGGAUCCAGCGCUGCAGGCGCUUCUGCGCGAGGUUCGAUAUGUUGGGGAGGGAGAACGAGUACAAAGUCGGAUUUCGUCUCUUUUUUCAUUCAGACUCUUCGCUUUCAAUCGCAACGUCGACGAUUACAACCAGCAGCAGCUCGACGCUCUGCCCGCGCCUCCUACCGAAUACGUAUGCAUCGAUUCGGGCGACGACGAAGGCGCCUGCUACCAGCUGCGCAAGAGCUGCCAAGCGCCUUCUCGCCUGGUGCUGAAGCGCGGCGCGCAAGUCAUGCUGGUGAAGAACCUUUCCGUAGGCGAAGGCCUGGUGAACGGAUGUCGCGGCGUGGUGACUUCGUUCAAGUCCAGCGGGCAGGACAAGCCGCGUCUGCCCGUCGUGACCUUCGCGACGCCGCUGGGCGAGCUGGUGAAGACGGUGGAGAUGCAGGAGUUCUCGCUAGAAUCGGGCGGACACGUCGUGGCAACGCGGAAGCAGCUGCCAUUGAAGCUGGCAUGGGGGAUCUCGAUCCACAAAUCGCAAGGCAUGACGAUCGAUCUGCUGGAAGUGGAUUUGACGGGCGUGUUCGAAGCGGGGAUGACGUACGUGGCGCUGAGUCGAGGCGUGCGGUCGGACCGGAUGUGUGUGAAGGGGUUUCGAGAGAGCGAGGUGAAGACGAAUAAGAAGUGGGGGAGAGAGAAGGGUGGCAUGUAG